Anarrhichthys ocellatus (wolf-eel) is the source of this 2827-nucleotide messenger RNA. RefSeq names its product denticleless E3 ubiquitin protein ligase adapter (gene dtl). Gene Ontology annotation, molecular function: protein binding; protein-macromolecule adaptor activity. Gene Ontology annotation, biological process: proteasome-mediated ubiquitin-dependent protein catabolic process; mitotic G2 DNA damage checkpoint signaling. The record is from RefSeq and is a predicted model, not a curated record. NCBI's taxonomy places the organism in Eukaryota, Metazoa, Chordata, Actinopteri, Perciformes, Anarhichadidae. Bases 112 to 2112 code for a protein of 666 amino acids. Gene Ontology annotation, cellular component: nucleus. The transcript has 15 exons.
AAGAGCACAAGCAUCAGCUCACAGAAAAAGACCUCCAGCUAAUCUGACAUACUUCUCCGUGUUAUUGAAUAUUAUUUCAGAUCGUCCUCCACUGGAGUGUAGGGCACAGGGAUGCUUUUCCGCUCAAUAGUCGACAGAGGAGCUGGCAGACGAAGGUUUAAUGCCCUGCCUGUGGACCCCCGGCCCAGGUACCCUCUGAGCUCUCUGCUGGGAGGCUUCGAGUGCGUCCGGCAUGAUGAACACAUCUCCUAUGGAAACCUGGGCGACCCUGUGCCGCCGUUUGGAUUGGCUUUCUCCUCUGCGGGGCACAUGCAGAACGUCCUCGCAGCGGCUAAUGAAGAAGGCAUCGUUAGGAUCUACAACACAGAGAGCCGGGAAAAGACACUCCUUAAAGAAUGGCUGGCUCAUGAGAAUGCUGUCUUUGACAUAGCCUGGGUACCGGGGGAGCCUCACUUGGUGACUGCUGCUGGUGAUCAGAUGGCCCGGCUGUGGGACGUGAACUCAGGGGAGCUGUUGGGCAGCUUCAAGGGUCACCUCUGUAGCCUCAAGUCUGUUGCAUUCACACCCUGGGAGAAAGCUGUGUUCUGUACUGGGGGCAGAGAUGGAAAUAUUAUGGUCUGGGACACCAGGUGCAGCAAAAGAGAUGGUUUCUACAGGCAGGUGAAACAGAUCAGUGGUGCUCAUAACAAAGCGGAGACCAACGCUCCCGCCAAAACAAAGAAGAGGCGGAGCAGCACACGUGGCAUGGCUCCCAGUGUGGAUACCCAGCAGAGUGUCACGGUGGUUUUGUUCCGGGAUCAGCACACCCUCAUCUCUUCUGGGGCUGUUGAUGGAGUGAUCAAGAUGUGGGAUCUGAGGAAGAACUACACCGCACUCCGUCAGGAUCCUGUUCCCCUGCAGACGUACCCGUACCCGGGUUCUUGCAUGCGCAUGCGACUGGGUUAUUCUGGACUCGUUCUGGACUCCACAAGAUCCAACGUCAUAAGUAACUGUACCGAUGAUAAUAUCUACAUGUUCAACGUCAGCGGAAUGAAAACGACUCCAGUGGCUGUUUUCAGUGGCCACCAGAACUCCUCAUUUUAUGUAAAGUCCACUAUUAGCCCAGAUGACCAGUUCAUGGCCAGUGGUUCAAGUGACAAUAACGCAUACGUCUGGAAGAUCUCUGAUCCUAAACAACCUCCCAUGAUGCUCCAAGGCCAUAGCGAGGAAGUGACAUCUGUCGCUUGGUGCCCGACCGAUUUUACGAAGAUUGCUUCCUGUUCUGAUGACCACACUGUACGGAUCUGGAGACUUCACCGGGAGAUGGAUGGAGCACAAUCUUCAGUGGGAGAGGCCAACCUCGUGGGUUGGGCACGUCCUAAAGCUCCCUCAAGGCCUUCAAUCAGAGCUGAAACAACUCCUGCCAAGAACCAGAGGACAGAGAGUCUUGGAGGCUUGGCGUCCCCCCAGCUGGCUGCCUGUGCUCCCAGUGGAGCUGCCUUGCCUCUGCCCUCCAGCACCACCUCACCCAUCCCUUCACAGGGUGCUACGGGUGCUGCUGCUGUUCGCCAGAGAACGUCAUCUUCUAUCAAACAGUGGUUAUCCCCGAGUUGUGGGUCUCCGGGUCAGCUCAACCCUCUGGCCCGCAGGGUGCUGAGCCCGUGUCCCCAGAGCCCGGCGAGCAGCACCACCUCUCCCACAGAACGACGGGCCAAGCGCAGGCUGGAGACGGGUGACGGAGCAUCUGCCGGCUGUGAGGGCGUAGUACAGUGCAACUGUGUUACUGAACUCUACCCUGCGGCCAAGAGAAGCCGUGUCCUGUCUGGGAUCUGCUGCCCUGCUCAAGAGAGCCGGCUACAAACAGACUGUCGCACAGAGGACAACGAGCAAGUCUCACCGAGACAGACGGGCAAGGAGAACUGCUCUCCCAGAGAAAAGGACUGGUUGUCAGAGAUGGGCCAAAAGAUGAGGAAAGGUCAAGGAAGCCCCGGUACUCCCAGAAGCCCCAGUACUCCCAGAAGCCCCAGCGCCUCUAAGAAACAAGAAGGCAAGACACCAGUUUCACCGACCAUCCGCUCACCACAAACCAUGAAGAAAAUCUCCGUGUAUUUCACAAGAAGGGCUCUGGAGUGACACACAGUGAGAUGCUUUGUGCUUCUGUUUGAAAAGAUAGAUUUUUUUUAUUUUGAGUGUUUUUAACCUGAACUGACAGACAAUAAGCCUCUAAGAAGACUGAUGUAAAUCCAGAUUACAUGAGCCUGGGCUGCAUAGUUUGACAAAACACUCAUUCUAAAUAAUUGAUGCUGCAGUUUUCAAAUCCCAAGAGGCUGUUUUUUUAUUUGAAUUGGGAAAUGGGUUUUGCAGUUGCCAGCUGCACAAUUUUCUUGUGCUGUACACAAUCUCUGGUUGAAAAAAAUGUUGUAUGUUUUGGUGAGUAAAUCAUUAAUUUUACUCAAAACUGACAACUUCAAGAUAUACAUUAGUGUUUAAUACAAGAACACAGUUAAUGAAGUUGUUCAACCAGGUAUUAAUCCUCAAGUGCAGAGGAAAAUGUUUGUCUGCAAAUACGAACAUUUUAAAUUCUUCUUAAAAAAUACGAUUUAUUUGAUCCACAUCUUUGAGUAGUUUUAUGAAUGUCACAAAGUUUAUUUAUUGCAUGUAUGGGUUUCAUUGUUUUUUCUUUCAAUCUUACCCAAAUCAUAUUCUGCAAAAUGUUAUUUCUUGAACUAAUGCUUAAGUUGUUUAUAUGUACAAAGUAACAAAUGAUCGUUGCUUGGUUCUUUUGUAUUUCAUUGAUGCAAAUUUGCUGUGGUCAGAUUUUAUUAAAUUCAAAAGAUGUUUCAAUGCG